Molecule: messenger RNA, 4574 nt
Organism: Contarinia nasturtii (swede midge)
Lineage: Eukaryota; Metazoa; Arthropoda; Insecta; Diptera; Cecidomyiidae
Exons: 8
Coding region: 171-4142 (1323 amino acids)
Biological process (GO): centriole elongation; cilium assembly
Cellular component (GO): centriolar satellite; centriole
Source: RefSeq, a predicted model, not a curated record
UACAAACGUCUUGAGACAUUCACUUUGAGCAUCUCUCAUGUCAUAUCGGAAAAUUGAAGUUGCAUUUUUCACAGUUGUUGUUAUCGCAGGUGAAGGUGGUAAUAAAAGUGGAUGAAAAUAAGUGCGGGUGUAAUGGAAAAAAUGCAAUAAAAUUGUAUACGCGCGCAUAUAUGGAGAAAAAAACUAACAUACUCAAUACCAGAAACACUCUCCCUCCGAAUGUGAAUGGUCGAUGCCGGGGAACAUUGUCUUUGUGUUUGCAUGAAAUAAAGUGGCUCAACGACGAACCAUUUCAGUUCAAUUGGAUACAAGCGAAAUUCAUUUGGUGGGGUGACAAAUAUCAUUCGGGUGCCACUUUAAAAUUGAAGAAUGAAAAGCAAUUGAAAAAAUCAUUUGGCAAUGUGAUACAAUAUAACAUUCUAACUAAGCUGACACUAUUCAGAAACUAUUUAAGAUCAUCGGAAAGUAUUGAGGUAAAAUUUUCAUCCGGCAUUUCAAAUAUUGAAAUCGGCCAUACCAAUAUUCCGAUACCCGUUGAGUUGAUUAAGUUUUUGGAUCAAAAUACAUCUCAUUCAGUGGAAAAAGUGAAAAAAAUUCGCCGACGGUGUCACAUAUAUAACGCACAACAAAAAAUCAUGGGUGAAAUAUUGAUGGAAUACGGUUUAACACUGUACGAUCGAGUAUUGAGCGAAGGUGAAAUAGACAACAAAAUAGAUGAUAAAAUAUUCUCAAUAAAUGAGAAGCAAUGUGUUGAGAUUGAAAAUAAUAUGAAUCAUUUCAAUUUGGACUUGGAUCCAAGCAGUCAAUCGAUGAAGAAAUCAAUGCAUAAAACAAAAUUCAAAGUCAAGUCACCGCAUAAGAAGAUGAACGCAGAGAAUGUGCUUGAUAAAAUGGCAUCAUCGAAAACAAAACGUUUGUCGAGCAAAAGUCGUAGAAUUUCUUCGCCAUUAAUGAACUAUUUAACUGGCCGACCAUUGGCUGAAGUUGAAGAAAAUGAAGCACGACAAGCAAUGGCAUCAACAUCACCAACUGAAAGUCUCAUUGAUUUGCUCAGCAACGAUCUCAACGGUUUGUAUAUACCGCGAAAUAUGAAUGAUAUCGAAUUGAAAUUGCUGAAAAAAAUCGACUGUUUACGCAUUCAAGUUUAUGAUUUGUGCCUAACAAGAGCCGGAACACGUGAAAUUCUCUCAAAAAAUGCACUGAAUGAAACUAGUUUUUCAUCGGGCACGUUUACGGUCGAUGUUGAUUUGGAUUCGAUUCUAAGCACAAAAUCAUCGUUUGAGAAAAACAAUAUGUUUAUGAGCAAGGUGACACGAAUUUUUUCCAGCUCCAUUGAGUCACUUCCACCAUGUAUCGCCUUCAAUCGAUCGUCAGUGCAUAAAUUGAAUACGUUCUGUAUCAAAAGUCGAAGUUCCUAUGCAAACGGGAUUAUUUCGUUGAUUAUUCGUUAUCGUGAUAUUGAAUCGAGUGAAUCGCGUACGCUGGGAACAGCUCGAAUUCAAUUGGCCGAUGUGAUGCAAGCGACAAAUUUAACAUUCCACCAACAAUGUCCAGUUACAACCACAACCAGUGAAAUAAUAAUUGGACGUUUAUCGGUGAAUGUUGAACUUGGUUGUCGUGGUUUGCAUUUUGGUGCCGAUUUCAUUGAAGCAAUUUCAUCAAAUGCCAUCGAUGCAAACAUUCAUUCAGUAUCCAAUGAAUGUGGUAGUAAUUUUGCGUGUUCGGUCAGAGAGUAUCCUGUAAUGGAGUAUUUUGACUCGCAUGUCAAAAGUCAUGAAUGGUCUGAUCAACGAAUGAUUACCAAUAAAAAUGAAUUUGAUGAUUUCAUGUAUAAAACAUGUGUUUAUGAUGUUCACGAUGAUCAAACCGAUGACAAAUCGAAUAGUCAAUCAACACCAUUGAAAAUUGAAUCAAACGGUGCGCAACAAACAAAUCGUAAAAAUACGGAAAAUAUUACAGACGACGUUUCAAGCAAAGAUCUAACACAUGGAUUGAACAAGAUGGAAGAGAUGAACGAUGACAUUGAAAACGAAUUGAAGGGACUAUUUCAUAUUGGUCAGAUCAAUAAUUGUAGUGUAUCGCAAUUAACAAACGAAAGUUUCGUAGUAUGUCGACCAUUUUGGAGUGAGUCUUCUGUUUUAGUAACGGAGUACUAUCAAAAUAAAACAAAUGAAGAAAAUUAUCCACUGAAUUAUUUUGAGCUAUUUUCUGUGAUAUGUGAUCAAAAUUUGUUUGAAUCAACAAAACAUGGCUUUAUGAGCAUUGAAGUGUGGCACCGAGAUGAUAAUCAUACAAAAACAUUGAUUGGCUCCGCCAAAGUACCAUUGCAUCAAUUUUUCAUUGCAUUCAAUAACAAUAUCAUGCGAAAUCAUGUCACACAACAAGAGCUGCCAGUGAUAUCAAUCGACGGUUGGGUGACGAUAUCCUCUACCAAUUCGCCAAUUGACACACCUGUUGGAACGGUGCAAGCAAUCUUAGCCGUUGGCACCAUAAAACAAAUCAAUCAUUUAAAACGAUCGAAAAAUUUGGAAUCAUGUAAAACAUUCUUGCGAUUGCCACGUGAACAAUAUCCACUUGUAAAUGUGCCACAAUCGGUGUGUGAACGCAAUCAAGAGAGUAACAUAAAGACAUCGAUUCCACAGUUUAACGAUCGUAGUAGUAAUUUUGCAGCAAUGUUUAGCAAUUUCAUUGAUACAUUGGCAUCGAGACUGCCGGACAGAAAUGCAACUGAAACCGCAUCCGCAACAAAUGAUGCAACUACACAAACACACAAUGGCACAAACAAUAACAUUGCUGAAAAUAGUACGGGAAAAUAUAUGCGACCAACGUCUGAACUAUUGGAUGAAUUACAACGAGCAUUGUCAAUUGCACCGACACCAGCUCAAAUGAAUGUCAUUCCAACCAUGCCAGCCAAUGAACAAAAAACAAUCGAACAAACACAGCAAAAUGUACAGCCUGAAUCGAAGAGAGAGACAAUGUUUCGAAUACAUUUCGAAAUUGAAAGUGCUUUACACUUGCCAUCGAUUGCGAUUAAUGUGAAUAAAAAGAGCGGAAAACGUAAUCGAAAUUCAAUGAAUUCAACGAAGAAGAAUUUUACAUCGAUUGAUAUUCAACCAUGUUCAUAUGUUACAUUUGAAGCAUCGGCUUCAGCCACACAAACCACACUGACAUCAUACGCAACAGGUAUUGUGGAGCACAGCUGUAGCCCACAAUGGAAUAAACAUUUCGAGGUUUUUUUACCCAUUGACUUUUUAUUGAAUGAUGAAAAACGAUUUGUGAUUCGUGUUUGGCGAAAAAUUAGCGACAACACACCGAAAACUCGAUUAAUACCGAAUUCAUCGAAUGAUGUAACAAUUGGUUUUGCGUCCGUUGAUUUGUCUGUGUUGAUGGCAGGACUUCCAACGAUUAGCGGAUGGUUUAAUAUCAUCGAUCAUGCCGGAUGUAUAAAUGGUCAAAUAAAAAUUCAUAUCAAACCAAAGGAUGAUUUGUCAAUUCAUCAAAAGCGACCAUCACACUCCGAUAUAAAUCCACCCGCUGUAAACGAAUCGAUGUGUGAACCAAAAAAGAUAGAUCAAACACCUGUGAAUGUAACAUCAAAUGAGAAUCAAGGUGCUGUGGAAGAUUCGGCUCUGAGUCGAGCGUUAAAACGAAAAUUCACCGAGCUUGAAGAGAUCACACAGCGGCUGAAGGCUCGUUUAUUUGAUGUAACUGGUAAUAUGCCAAUUGAAACCGACGAUCAAUUUGAUGGUGAUUUACAAUUCGAAAGUGAUUUGAACACCGUUCCCAAUGAAGAUGAUGACGACUUUGAAGUGUCAAAUAUUGCCAGUGAAAUGAGUUUAGAUUGGCUUGAACAUUGUCAAAAUCAUGCAUCGUCCAAUGCAUCCAGCAGUAAUUUUCAAGAUCAAAUGCAACAUAUUUUCGAUGAAUUUCUAUCACCAUCAAGAUCCGAAGACAAUCAAUCUGGGUCGGUCACACACCAAAAUCAAAUUGGUUCACUGUCAAACAUUGAUUUUUUGGAUAAACAACUAAACGAUUGUUUUAAUGCAGUAUUAAAUGAUGAACAAAUGAACAAGGUUGAAAACGAUAAUGAUUCGGUUCAAAAUAUUGCCGAAACAUUAAAAAAAUCUGCAAUUAAUGACUGACGUGCCGAAAUAAACUAGACGAUACAUUUAAAUUAGUUAAGGUUUUAAUAAAUUUUGACGAUUGUACACAUAGACUCUCAGACUUGGAAACUAAGGUGUGUGGUAAAUUCUCAAUUCGAGGAGGGUCAUUUUAUUUGCAUUUAAUAUUUCGAUAUGACAAUUUAUAAUUAUUAAAACUAAAUUGUUUAAACUAAAUAAUCCAAGUAAAGAAAAAAGUGAUGAAAUGAUUAUUUUGCUUUUUCGUUUUAUCUGUGUUUUAUUCAGGCGAUGCUAAGCCCAUUUCGAGGUUCCACUUGAUCUAUGUAGUGCAAAUUCUUAGAACCUUUAACAGGGUUAUUUGAUUUAAGUAGCUCCUGGGGGAGGGGGCAAUCAAACCCCUCAAUAUCAUGUCUGAGCAUCUACGAUUGUACACGUAAAAUGAGGUUGUUUGAA